Molecule: messenger RNA, 1020 nt
Organism: Hirsutella rhossiliensis
Lineage: Eukaryota; Fungi; Ascomycota; Sordariomycetes; Hypocreales; Ophiocordycipitaceae
Product: CAS1 protein
Exons: 3
Coding region: 1-1020 (339 amino acids)
Source: RefSeq, a predicted model, not a curated record
AUGUAUCUCAAGGCCGCUGUUCUCUCCCUGGCCCUUUUGGCUGCGGAGCUCGUGGCUGGCCACGGCGUCAUUAUCAAGGCUGUUGGCGACAAUGGUCAAGGCCAGUCCGCGGGUCUCGGCAUGGACCCCAACACGCCUCGUGACAACACGCGACGCAACUCGGGUCAGCAGGAUUCCACCCGCUUCAAUGGCCCGACGGCCCGGACCGUCGGCGAGACCCUCGGGGGCGGCCCCAACGACAUCGAGUCGGGCACCCAGGCCAUCAUGGCAAUGACGGGCCAGCCACUGGCCCAGGUCAAGGCCGGUGGCACGCUGACCAUGACGGUCCACCAAGUCAACGCCGACGGCGCCGGCCCCUACUCUUGCAUGAUCAACUCGGACGCCACUGCUCAGAGCUGGCAGAAGGUAGACGUCACGACCAACCUCCCCGGCAACCGGCAAGGCCUAAACCCGCCCACCAACAAGCAAGACCAGCCUCUCAAGGUGCAGAUCCCUGCCGGCCAGCAGUGCACCGGCACCGCUGCCGGCCAGCAGAACGUCUGCAUGGUCCGUUGCCAGAUCCCGGCCCAGGCUGGCCCCUUUGGCGGCGUUGUCCCGGUCCAGAUGACCGCUGCCGCCGCCGCCGCGCCUGCCGCCGGGGUCGCCGGGACCGCCGGGACCGCUGCUGGUGCCGUUGCGGGUACUGCCGGUGCCGGUGCUGUUGGUUCCGGUAAUUCUGGUGCCGGUGUUGCUGGUGCCGGUACUGCCGGUACUGCCGGUGCCAGUGUCGGUGCUGCCGGUACUGCUGGUGCCGCCGGUGCUUCUGGUGCCGGUACUGCUGGCUCCGGUACUGCCGGUGUCGGUACUGCCGGCGUCGGUGCUGCCGGUGUCGGUGCUGCCGGUGUCGGUACUGCCGGCGUCGGUGCUGCCGGUGUCGGUGCUGCCGGUGUCGGUGCUGCCAAUUCUGUCGGCGCCGGCGCCGGCCAGAACAACAAGCGCGCUGCCUUCAUCAAGACCCGGGCUGUCGAGUUCUCUGCUUAA